AUGCAGGCCGGCAGGACUCUUCGGAGGGAUGACAGCAGGAUAAUCGUCCAUUUCGACUAUGACUGCUUUUAUGCUUCGGUCGUCGAGAACGAAAACCCAGCCCUGAAAUUCGUACCACUGGCCAUACAACAGAAGCAGAUUGUGGUGACGUGCAACUAUGAAGCACGCCGCCGUGGCCUUCGCAAGUUGCAAUUGAUCACUGAGGCAAAGAAAGUGUGUCCAGAAGCCGUCAUUGUCCUAGGAGAGGACUUGACCAAAUUUCGGAAUGCCUCAAAGGAACUCUAUACCUUUCUGCAACAAAGUAUCUGGAGCGGAAGAGCGGAGAGGCUGGGCUUCGACGAGGUCUGGCUCGACUGCACAGACAUGAUUGAUUACAACAUGGAUCUUCUUAAUCAGAAUGAUCUUGGCCAUUCCUUCUUUUGCUUGAACAAGACCGACCCUACCGCCGGUUUUCAAUACGACGCGUCCAACGUCUUCGGUCCUACCUACCCGCCUGCUCCGGGGCCCUUGGCAGAAUUGAAUGAUGAGGAGCGACGCUUACACCUACGCCUUAGACUCGGAUCGCAUCUCGCAAGACAUAUUCGCCAUCAGCUCGAAGCCCAGAUGGGGUAUACCUCAACCGUGGGUGUCGCGACCAACAAGAUAUUAUCCAAGCUAGUGGGAAAUGUCCACAAACCGAAGAACCAGACCACACUUAUGCCGCCAUUGGGUCCUACAGCUGCCGCCACAAGCAGUGUUACACAGUUCCUCGAUGCCCAUGAUGUUGGGAAAGUACCGGGAAUCGGGUUCAAAUUAGCCCAAAAGAUCAGAGCCCACGUUCUUGGAAGAGAGGGACAAAUAUCCACCGGUCUCGUCUACGGUCAUACAAAGGAGUCGGUGACUGUAUUCGACAUCCGUUUUCAUCCUGGCAUGGGCCCGGAAAUGCUUGAGAAUAUUCUUGGCGGUCCAGGCUCUCCGAAGGGCAUCGGCGGAAAAGUGUGGGAAUUGCUCCACGGUAUUGACCACAGCGAGGUUGGCAAGGUUAAGCGGAUCCCCUCUCAAAUCAGCCAGGAGGACUCGUAUAUGAAAUAUUUGCACACCUUUGAGCAGGUCAAGAAGCAACUACAUCUUCUGGGUGACCGUUUGAUUCGUCGAAUGCAUAUAGACCUCCUUGAGGAUGAUGAGACGGGUGAAGACGGACCUUCGAACUCUCGACGAUGGCUGGCACAUCCCCGAACAUUACGUUUGUCAACAAGGCCUCGACCGGCGCCUGGCCCAGAUGGUGUCCGAGCCAGAACGUCUCAUCGAAUUUCGCGCUCCCUACCUAUGCCCAAUUUUGUGUUCAACCUCUCUGAAGCUUCGUCUGUGUUGGCAGAGCGGCUUGUUGAAGAAGCUUUGGUGCCGAUGUUUCGCAAGCUUCACCACGAAACAAGCGGGUGGAAUCUCAGCCUGAUUAAUGUUGCCGCUACGAACAUGUUGGAGACUGCAGCUGAGAGCAAGGACAGCGAAGGUCGAGAUAUUGGUAGGAUGUUCCGGACUCAAGACGCGGUCCUCAGAAACUUCAGGGUCAUCAGUGAUGGCUUACACGAUGGACAGGAGGAGCAUGGUCUCGUGGCCGAUCCUUCUGAUCGCGGCUCACCUAGUCCUCCGAUUUCUCAGUCGGAUCAGAAGGCUGUAAUGGCGGGGGGGUGGGAAUCGGACGACGGUGACGGCCAGGAAGUGGAAAGAUGCCCACUGUGCCAGAACAGUAUCCCUUCCUUUGCACUCGCUGCUCAUCUGCAGUACCACGAGAUGAAUGGGUGA
Molecule: messenger RNA, 1782 nt
Organism: Exophiala spinifera
Lineage: Eukaryota; Fungi; Ascomycota; Eurotiomycetes; Chaetothyriales; Herpotrichiellaceae
Exons: 2
Coding region: 1-1782 (593 amino acids)
Biological process (GO): translesion synthesis
Molecular function (GO): damaged DNA binding; DNA-directed DNA polymerase activity
Source: RefSeq, a predicted model, not a curated record